Messenger RNA from Symbiodinium sp. CCMP2592, 1314 nucleotides. NCBI's taxonomy places the organism in Eukaryota, Dinophyceae, Suessiales, Symbiodiniaceae. The record is from the annotation of a GenBank genome assembly.
AUGGUGGCGCUGUCCGCGAAGAAUCAUCAUGUCUGCCUCGCGGCGGUCGUCCUCUGCAACAACUGGGUGGAGGCGGUCGACCAAAGCGAAUUCUGCCCACGAUGGGCUGCAGCCGGCGAGUGCGCCCGCAAUGCGGAUUACAUGCUUAAGGCUUGUCCAGCAAGCUGCUCAUCGACAGGCGCCGCGUCUCAGACAAGCAGCCAGUCAGUUUGUGCCCAGUGGGCCGGUGCCGGAGAAUGCCAGAAGAAUCCGACUUUCAUGCUCAAGGAGUGUGCCAGCGCUUGUCAAGAACUGGUCAAAGCUGGUUCCACCGAUCUUUGCAGCACCUGGGCACAGGGCGGAGCAUGCCAGCAGACUCCGGAUUUUAUGAUGGACACUUGCAAAGGCAGCUGCAAUCAAAUGGCUGGACCAAAGGUGAUCUCACCUGCGAGUGCAGAGCAGGGGGAGUCCUUGCGAGAGGCGCUGGAAGCGGCGAAGGCUCGCAUCGCCUUCCUCGAGGAAGAGCUCGCAGCGUCACGCAAGGCAUCAACAGCCUCCUGUCCGUCCGAGCUGCUGGUGCAAGAUGAGAACGGCAACACGCGGGCUAAGCAUCACACUGGCAAUGAGGAAGAGCAAGAACUAUUGCUUUUCUAUGCUGGUCGGAUCCGCUGCGACGGGGAUGCUUGCAAUGCUGGACUUCUUGUGACCGCGGUAAGAGCAGCUUUACAACAAUCUUUCCAGCUUCUCCUCGAUGGCUUUCUGGUUCUACUCAACGAGGGUCUGGGGGCAGAUCCCGAGAAGGGCCGAGCCGCGGCUGCCCAGGCGGCAAGGAUAAUGCGCAAAAUUCGGGAGCGGCUGAAGGCGAAGGCCUCUACCAAGAUCGGCGAGCUUCAGGAGCGGCUGCAGCAGGAGCUGGCCACGAGCGACUCUAUGAGCAUACUUGCGGAAACGGCAUCGAAGCGCUUCCAGGAAGCUGUGGAAUUCUCUGAGAUGUGCCGACGUCGCUUGCAGGCCUUUCUCGAGACUGCCAGGUCCAAGAUGCCCGAGGAAGAUCAGGAAUUGCUUCCGGACCAGCCUGACAGCUUCUUGCGCGACCACGUGCUAGUCGGAGCAUGGCUGGUGCUGUUUCUCCAUGUACUUUGCAGAAUGAUUGGUUUCUUGUUGAGAAGCGCUUUCAAGUGCUUGUUGGUGUGGCCCUGUCGAUGCUUCUGGGCUGUCUGUCGCGGGUGCAUUUGUUGCCUCUGCCCCUAUGGACGCAAAGUGGUCGAAGAACGGCCUUCCACAGCCGCACAUGCCAAUGGUGCUGCCAAUGGCGCGAGCAAAAAGCCGGUCUGA